AUGAACAGCGAAGCUAGACACAUAAUUUUGAGUGGACUUCGUGAUGAGCAGCUAUCAUUAAUAAAUAGUACAGAUGAUGCAUCUCAAAUCUUAAGAGAUAUUGAGCGUGUGUAUGGAGAAUCUAGCAUAAACUGCUUCAGAAACUUGGUGUGUAAAUUAACCAGAUUGAGGAUGAAUUCAAAAGAGGAAUUCACAGAGCACAUCAACAAGUUUACUGAGAUUAUUCAAAGAAUUGAUCUGACUCCCAAAGCUUUUGAUGAAGAUACAAAGAUAGCAUUUUUGUUAUCAUCACUUGGACCACGCUUUAGCGCAUUUGUAAGUUUGAUGGAUCAUAGACAAGGUCUGACUUUUAAAGACUUGAUUGGUUAUUUAAAAGAAGAAUGCAGAGAUAGAGCUGAAUCUCCAGUGAGAAAUGCUAAAAUCAAGGACAGCAGUUAUGCAUCUAGGCAAUUUACAAAGUCCAAAGAGAUGCCUAAGAAAGUGAUUUGUUUCAAUUGUAACAAAGAAGGACACAUUGCAAAGAAUUGCAGGGCUCCUAAAGCAAAGAAACCCCACCCCUUUCAGCCAAAAGUGGAAAAGAAGGGGAAAUGGCUACUGCAAGAAAGGAAUUUAGCUGUCCAGAAUCGUGAAAAUAAACGUAAUAAAUGGAUUUUAGAGUCAUGUGCCAGUCCUCGCACUUUUCAUCAUAAAAGGGACUAUUUUAAUGAGAUCAAUGAGAUAAAUGAUGAAGAAGGAUCUGAAAUUGAGAUUGCAGAUGGCAACAUUGUUAAAGCAAAAGGUGCAGGUUCCAUGAGUCUGAAAUGCAAUAUAAACAAUGAAUGCAUUGAGAACACAAUCUCUAGAGUUUUGUACGUUCCAGAGCUGAGCUGCAAUUUAAUCAGCGUGUCCACUUUGGACAAGAAAGGUUUCCAGAUCACAUUUGGAAAUGGAGAAUGUAAAGUGACUAGAAAUGGCAAAGUGUUUGCUCAAGCAAAGCUAAUAAAUGGUGUAUAUGAGCUUGAUCUUUCAGAGAACCAGUCUGCAAAAGUGGCACAUUCCAGCCAGAAGGAUGAGGCAGAUCUGGACCUGUGGCACAGAAGGCUUGGACACAGGGACACUAACGUCAUUCUGGAUCUACAGAAAAGAGAUCUUGUAAGAGGUUUGCAGGUAAAGCAGAGCAACAAAGCUCCAGCAAAGUGCAUAAGCUGUAUUACUGAGAAGGCUGUAAAACCUUCAUUUCCACGUUGUGCAGAACAAAGAAGCAACAAAGUGCUUGACAUAGUGCACACUGACAUAUGUGGACCCAUGAAUGUUCCCUCACUGGGAAAGAAUAGAUACAUUUUAAUAUUUCUGGAUGACUUUUCAAGAUUUUGUGUUGUAUAUUUCCUCAAAGAGAAGAGUGAGACAGUGGACAAGCUCCAGGAAUACAUUGCCAUGGUCAAGAAUAAAUUCCAGAGAGCUCCAGCUGUGUUAAUGAGCGACAAUGGAGGUGAGUACUGCUCAAAUGAAAUGCAGGCUCUCCUGGCCAAGGAAGGAAUUGCACACGUAACCACAAUUCCUUACACACCACAGCAGAAUGCCAUAGCUGAAAGAAAGUUUAGGUCCAUUAUGGACAUGACAAGGUGCAUGCUAAAGGAUGCAUGUUUGCCACAGAAGCUGUGGGCCGAAGGAGUAUACACGUCGGUCUAUUUGCAGAAUAGACUGCCAACUAAAGGAGCAGAGCGCACACCAUUUGAACUUUGGCAUGGGAAAGCUCCCAAUCUGUCGCACAUACGUGUGUUUGGAAGUCCGUGUUACUUCCACGUGCCCAAGGAACACAGACACAAGCUUGACUCCAGGGCAAAAGCAGGUAUCCUUGUGGGAUAUGCCUCUGGAGGCAAAGGAUACAGAAUUAUGGACUUACAAACUGGUAAGACAAAUGCAUACCAUGCGGUUUAUGUUGAUGAAUAUGGAAAAGUAGACACUAAGAACACUGUUGUGGAUUCUUCAGAUGAGUCAGAAAGGACUCAAGAGUUUGUAUAUUUCCCUUUUGAGACCCCACAAAGUAAUUAUCUGCCUUCGAGUGUUACAGCGCCCCCUACAGGCGACGCACCAGAAGACGCAGAGGACCAGAACCCUGGCGGCACCAGAGACGAAGAUGAGGACUCAGAUGGGGACAUGCCUGCGUUGGAGGAGGAUGAGGAAGCUGAUGCGGUCGCACAACCAGAGGUCAGGAUCUCAUCCAGAACCAACAAAGGUGUCCCACCAUUACGGUUGUCCUACUUUGCAGGGUCGGCGUUUCCACAGGAACCUUCCACUUGGGAAGAGAUACAGGAGAUGCCAGCUGCAGAAGCCAGUCUCUGGAGGAAGGCCGCGCAGGAGGAGAUGGAUGCACUGCAUCAGAACAAGACCUGGACACUCACUGAGCUGCCUCCCGGUAAGAAGGCCAUUGGCAGUAAAUGGGUUUUCAAGGUUAAGAAGGGGUCAGAAGGAGAAGUGCAGCGCUACAAAGCUAGACUUGUAGCACAGGGAUUUUCACAGCGUUUUGGUGAAGACUAUGAUGAAGUUUUUGCACCAACGGUGAGGUACAGCAGCGUAAGAAUGCUUUUAAGCAUUGCAGCCUCAAAGAAAAUGAGGGUGAAACACAUUGACAUUGCUACCGCCUUUCUACAUGGGCAGAGUUCUGAAGAAAUUUACAUGAAACAGCCCAAAGGUUUUGUAAAAUCACAUGAAGCACAUUUAGUGUGCAAACUCCAGAAAGGACUUUAUGGACUUAAGCAGGCUGCUAGAGCCUGGAACCAGAAGUUGCAUAAAAUGCUGACGCAACUUGGGUACAAGCAAGGCGACGCUGACAAGUGCUUGUAUAGUAAGUCAAAUAAUGGACAAUUCUCAUAUAUCUUAGCUUUUGUUGAUGACCUGAUUAUUGCCACAGCAAGUGAGAAAGACUAUACACAGAUAGUAAAACACCUUAGCAAAGAGGUGGAGGUCAAGGAGCUAGGAGAUGUCCAGUACUACCUCGGGAUCCAGGUGGAAAGAGAAGAGGACGGCUCAUUUCUUCUCAGCCAAAGACAGAAGAUCCACGAGCUAGUUGAGCACAUGCAGAUGCAAGACGCACAUCCAGUUGCUACACCGAUGGCUACUGACUUCCUGAAGAAUCAGCAGGAUUCGAAGCAGUUGCCAGACAACAAUGACUACAGGUCGGCGAUUGGUAAACUUUUGUAUUUAGUUACCACAUGUAGACCUGACUUAGCUAAUGCUGUGGGGAUUCUUAGCAGAAAAGUGAAUUCUCCCACUGAGCAUGAUUGGGCAGGUGUAAAGAGGGUGGUGCGAUAUUUGAAGGGUACCAUGAAUUGUAAAUUAAGGUUACCAGCCGUCAGAGACCCUAAGUUGGUUGGGUAUACUGAUGCGGAUUGGGCUGGGGAUAAUGCUGAUUAUAAAUCAACAAGUGGUCAUGUUUUUAUGUUCGGUGAUGGACCUGUUGCAUGGGGCAGUUAUAAACAGAGCUGUGUAGCAUUAUCUUCCACAGAAUCAGAAUACGUUGCAGCAACAGAAGCCUGCAGAGAGAUCGCCUGGCUUGAUCAACUCAUGAAGGACUUUGGGUUGGUGAGAAAAGGGCCUGUCAGCUUGCUAGAGGACAAUCAAAGUUGCCUGAAGCUGACGCAGAGUGAGAAGUUCCUGGCCAGAACAAAACACAUUGGGGUUAAAUACCACUACAUACGCCAGAUGAUCCAGGAUGGACUUGUGGAACUAUCCUACUGCAGCACCCGAGAGAUGACUGCUGACAUCCUGACGAAACCCCUACCAAGAGAGAGUUUCCAGAAUCUACGUGUCAAGCUGGGACUCUGGGUGGUUAAAUAAAGUUGUUUAUGUUUUGUAUAAUGUUGUAUUGCCUGAGAAGUGGUAUGUGGGAUGUAAACACAGGAGCAGUCAAUGACAACAUUCCUAGAGUGUACAUGUUAGAACAUGGGGAGGGAUGUCAGUCCAGCAAGCAGGUAAACUUCCUGGGGACGGACUUCCUCUGCAUGUGACCAGAGGUGGGUGUGGCCUCACCUGUGCAGGUAAAUGACAAAAGCACAGGGCAGGCAGCCACUCUCUCUCUCUGCCAUUUUCCUUCGAUGAGGAAGCAUCUAAAGAUGCUCUCUUGGGUCUCAGCCAAGAGAGGAGGAAAGGACUAUCUUGCUAUAAGAUAGAUUCUGAAUGUAUGUAACCUUUUAAGCUGUCUGCCUUCUGGAAUCAUAUUGUGAACAGAACGUGAGUAAACUCUUUUAUAUUUUUAUAAAGACUGUGUUGUGUCUUGUAUUUUAAGAGGGAACAAAGGGAAAUUACCAGAGUAAUUAUUAUAGAGGUUCUAGCGAACCUGUGCACACGUUACCGUUGCGAACUUAAAGGGGAAUGUCUAUAAACUCUGCUGAUAUUUUGGGAACUUGUUAGCACAAGUUGGAUAAGGAUAUAAUUAGUCAAUAUAUCCUCUCCUGCACCCCAGAACAUUCCCACACAAAUUACGUUAACUUUCCCAGCUUCUUGUGUUUGUAGGGUUGCCGCCCUCUAGGCUGCCGCGCGCGACGAAGGCUUCUGUGAAACCGGAAAGCCUGCACACUUUGCACACUUUCUUGGCCCAAAGGUCCAAUGGACGAUCCCAGCAGGUCUCUUUCAGAUUUUUUUCCGGGGUGGGGAGAAGGACUGGCGUGGAAGGGGCCAGAAGCCAGAACAGCCCCUCUCUUCUCCAUUCGGCUAUUGAAGCUUCCUUCUCGAACCCUUGACUGGGAAAGGGACACGUUUGAGCUCCGGGUAUUGGGAACAGCGGAGCUUCAGCCGAGUCACAAUGCAAAAUGGUUCAGGCACACACGCACCCGGCCCCAGUUCAGAAGAACUCUGUGCUGCUCUCCCAGAAACCUCUGCCUGCCCCAGUGACUGCUCUCUCAGCCUAACCUACCCCGCAAGGCUGUUGUGAAGAUAAAAAAGGGGAGAGGGGGAAAACACUAUACCGCCUUGAGCUGCUUGCAGGAAAGGUGGUCUAUCCAUGCGCCCAGUUUGGGAGAACAAGAAGGCUGCUCUGCACAGCGCUGCAGCCCGGGACGGCCCUUUCUGAGCUGCAGCUCCUGCGUCCUGGCGCGCUGGGUGACGGAUUCGCUCCUGGGAAUGGGGAACUGGCGGCCGGUGAUUGAUUCUCUGUCUCCUCGCAGCUCUCACUGCUCCCUUCACCCUCCGCGGCUCCUGCCUGGAGAUGGUUCACAGCUUUGUUUUUCCCGGGGUUGGCACUUUAAAUAAUCAAACCCUUGAGUGAGUGAGAAGAAAGAUAUUUCCCCUCUGCUUCUCUGUUUGAGACUCACCAGCGAGGAAAAGGCACAGAAAUGCGCUUGGAUCUCUCUCUCUCUCUCUCUCUCUCUCUCUCUCUCUCUCUCUCCUCCACUUCUUUGAAGGCUGCGGUCCCUGAGCGCAUUUAUUUUGACGAUUCAGGCAGCAUUCCUUCGAAUCUCCUUUACCAGGGAGUAAGCCCCGCUUGGUUUCAGUGGGCUUUGCUCCCGAAUAGACAUGACGAAGGAAGAUUGCAGUCUGAAUCCUGCAUCAUACAUCCUCCGCCCAUCCUAAACGAGAUCAAAUCGCUUCCGAAGCUGAGUGGGGGAGGAGGCUGCGUGUGCAAGCGGGAAAGUGAGAGUGCCGGAACAACACUUUCGUUCCCACUUUCCUUGGGCGCUUUCCACGGACAUGGGUUUGGUAUGCUGCUCCUGCGACAGCCUGCGUGUCUGUCCGCUCUCCCCCAAAGUGGUGAGGUUAAACCACUGGUUAAGCGAGUCGUGUGACUGAAUGCCAGAGCAAUAGCGAAGUAAAGAUUCCCAACAUCUAGAAAUCUUUUCCCCCCACCGGAGGCGUCGGUAGACUCUGUUUCUACGGCUGUCCCUACCAAAUAUUUUGGAAUUUGCCGCUUUCCAUAAAAUGUGAGGGGGCGCGUCACUGGCCAUUUAUUGUUGCUAUUGUUGUUUAGAGAACCGAGCACUUGUCAUAUCCUUUUAUUGGCCUUCAAGUUCAAAGGAGAAAUCCAAUCAACCCGGUGUAUCUGUUAUUGGGGUUAUUUUUAAAUGCUGCGAAUGAGGAGCUAGAAGCAAAACACGAGAUGGGACUAUCUUACACGGGAUCCACUGGGGAACCUGACCAGCCAAUGGGCUUUCAUCCAGCCCUGUUAUGGUCUCAAUUCCUGAAAUUCUGAGCCUCUCCUCGACUUAAGCAACAAGUGCCAUUGGAAGCCAGUUCCAUCCAUUUCAAAGGGGUAGUGGAAAAUUUAAGGAGAACUUAGCCGGGAGGGGGCGGAAAUUUGACCCUGCCACUUCAUGUUUGGGGGGGGGGGGGUUAUCAGUCAGCGUGACCCACGCUGAGCUCCAGCCAAACCACACUGAUCUGAAUGUAUUUCGUUCAGUUAGACCGAAAUCAGAUUAAACACCAGUGGCUGUGUGGUUCAUUCUUUCCCACUCCUUCCAGAGGUCUGAGGGCGGGUUAUUCUCCUUUGAAAGCCAAUAACAACUCUGAACUGUACUAUGUAAAUAGACAAAAGCUAACCUAGAAAAGGUCGACCAAUUUAUAAUCCGGACCAAAAAAAAAGCUAACACAGGGUUAAGACAACAAUGGCCCUCGCAAAGAGCUCUGGUCCAUCUAGGGCCGCAGGGGUCGUUCAUUAGUGCGGAUGGCGAACCUGGGAUACGGGUCGUUGACAGAUUAUAUUAUCUCGGUUCGUUCUACGGUACUUAAAAAGAGCCUUUGCCAGUUUAGAGGGAAGAGCAAAUGGGAAUUGCUAAAGAUUUCGCAAUAGUUUAGGGUGGGGAGAUUUAAAAAACAACAACAACCAUUAAGUGGUUUAAAAACAGCGAUGUCUCUCCGCCUGUACUCAAAAAAGAUAAGCUCUGACUCAGUAUCUUUCAUUCCGUGCUGAGAAAAAUGCUACCUGGAUUUCUUUGAGACGGGGCGGUUUGGCAAGGAAAAGAUGACGGUGUCCGGGUUUAAAAGGAACUUUCCAAUUAUCAGAACGGAUCGGACUUCUCAAGCAUUGCAAUUUAAACCACUGCAGUUUUAUGUGCUAUAUUACGGCAGAUCGGAAUAAAAUGGCAGAAACACGGGGAAACCCAGAAAGCGAUGGCUAGCGGUUAAAUAGGCACCUACCUGUUACUGCUUGUGUAGGAGCAGAAGGAGGCUUGGGCGCUUUUGAACUCUGUACCAUUUACCACUCUCCGAAGGCAAAGGUGAUUUGUCACUCUGCAAUUGAGUUCAGUCUAAGAAGGAAAAGGUAUAAACUUACCAAAGUCAUUCAAAGUUGAAUUCUGGAAUUAUUUGUCCGAAACUCUCUCUCUCUCUCUCUCUCUCUCUGUGUGUGUGUGUGUGUGUGUGUAAAGGAGAAGUAAACAUCCUUUACAAACCAUAUCCCAUACUGAAGUUAAACACACGCACACAGAGACACGAUCAGGAAACAAAAUAAUUUUGCUGACUUGGUUUGAUUCGGCACUUGCUUUUAACAGAGAAAUAUAUGGGUGCUAUUUUUAAAAUGAAGAUAUUUGGCAAUACUGUACUUUCCGGGCACUAUAUAGUCCAAUGAAUAAAGAAAUCAGCAAACAAAACAAACUUGGGCAUUGUGUGUGUGUGUGUGUGUGUGUGUGUGUGUAUGCAAGUAACUCUGCAUAUCCAAACUUUACAAGAUCCUUUAAAAAGGUAUAGAUUGCUGCACUAGUUUUGAAUGUUAAGAAAGUCACAUAAGCUGAGUCUGAAAUUCUAGAUGUUGCCCUUUUCAUGUACCAAGUAACCCUGUCCCUUAGAGAGGGUUAUGUUAACUAGGUUGUUUAAUACCUGCUGAAAAACUGCACGUGACACCAGAAGAGUGAUUUGCAACAUUUUGCUUCCUCUCCUGUAAUAUACACCGGUAAGUUUAUUGCAUUAAAUUUCAUCUGUUAGGAGCUGUCAUCAGAGCCAGAUGUCAAAAACGGCUCAGGCUGCCAUCUUGAGGCUGAGAUUCUCCCGGCGAAAGCGCAACUGGUCUCAGUGCGGUUUACUUCCGAGUCGAUAUUAUUAGCGUCAGCGUCUGCUCCUAUUUUCACUCGUAAUAAAGUCCCACUAAAACAAGUAAGUGGCUGAUAAGUAACACCCCCCCGCCGCCACCGCCUUUAAGGAUCGGGAGUUCAGUGGCGGGACCAGGGGAAAAAUAUCAGGGUGGGCACAGAAGGGAGAAAGUGUGUUUCUAAGUGGGGGACAAAGAAAAAUAGCAGCAUAUAUGAAUGACAGGAGUUCAGAAAUGGGAAGGGAAGUGGGAGGUGAGAUUUUUUUGGGGGUGUUGCUUGCUCCCCCCAGUCUCUGCGGGAAUUAGUUGCUUGGAGAGAAAGUCACCACCUCUAUAGGUUAUAUGGGUUAGUUGAAGUGUAGACAAAUGCACAAGCUUGGGCUUGGGUGCUAAAUAAAAUCUGAAUAUUAACUACGUGGAGAUUUGGAGAUGAGUUUUAUCCUACUCCAUGAACACAGUACUUUCAUUUUUUUGAAAUCAAAUGCGGUCCUUCUCUUAAGCUGUUUGCUGGUUGGCGUGCAUUUAAAUAGAUAAAGUAGAUGACACACAGAACUCCACUUUCCACUAAACUGUAUUGUUUGUUAUAUUUGCUUUUAGUAAAUCACUCGCCGUUUCUCUUACAACAAACCCUGUGAAGUAGGUUGAGCGACCGCUACUGGGCCAAACACCCUCUAACACCCUCUAAUCACAGUUUCUUUUAUUGCAGCUCCUCUUCAGAAUCGCUCCGGAUCAGACCCCCUAAUGGGGGACAAAAUGUUCUUAGGACGAAGUGUCUGCCAUCUUACAGCCUUCCUCCACCCCCUUGCAGUGAAGGGACAAUGAAGGAGAACCAAAGGGGCUGUUUAUUUAGUCGAAAAGAGUCCACUAAAGGGAUGCCUUUAGAAGUCCACUCUAUCCGGAGGGUUGGUUUUGGACCGACCUUAAAAACUCCACGAAAAUCCUUUUUGCUGCAUUGAGGAAUAAGGUGCAUGUCAAGCACUCUGUACACUGAAAAGUGUCGCAGAAGCAAUAACAUACAGUUACUACAUGAUCUAACGUAGCUGACUCUAAUCAACAACAGCUUAUGCCACAAUGAAAAAAAGGGUCAAGUCUUUGUGGUGCCCCUAAGACUCUUCUGUGGUUUCUACUGCCGGAACACAACUACUCUCCGUAAAUAAUAUAUACUAUGUCCAUAA
Podarcis lilfordi (Lilford's wall lizard) is the source of this 9168-nucleotide messenger RNA. The record is from the annotation of a GenBank genome assembly. Lineage: Eukaryota; Metazoa; Chordata; Lepidosauria; Squamata; Lacertidae.